AGCGUAGAAAAAGUUUUCAUCAACAGCCGCCAUUUUGCGCUGGAGAGACUGAGAAGAAUUUCGGAAUUUGUCGUGUAAAUUUUCUGUUUUUUCUUACAUCAUUUUAUCAUAAACUAUACCAUUCCGUGCAUUUUAAAGUGUUAAGUGAAAUCGUGUUGUUGGAUCGCUAAAAUAAGUUCUAUAAAGUGGCAAAAAUCUGGUGAUAUUGUUUUCAUUCAUUGUGCUAGUUCCGACGGAAGAUGGUGAGAGGGUCUGUGUAGCUCUUCGAUUCGGAGCUUUGUAAUGGCGAAUACUUAGUGAGAAUUUGUAAUAUGUGCCUUCAAUGGUGCGAAGGACAUCGAACGAUCGGGAUGUGGGUGAAUUACAUUAUAAUGGAUGACAAAUCGCUUUAAAAUGUUAUUUCUUGAAAAUAUAAGACAUAAAAGUGUUCUUUGAAUCGGCGGGCCGAAUAUUGACGACGGCUUACGUUUAGUAAACAGAGCCAUGGCCGAUCAUCAUGUGGAUGAACCGCCGAACAAGCGGGCUAAAAUGAUCCGGGACCCUUUUCAGGGUCCCUCGGACGCCGCAGAUGGGUUUUCGAACCUUGACAUGUUCGACCUCGAGAACAACCUCCCAGACGAGCUCAUGGGGGGCUCGUGGGGCGAACAGACCGGCGUGCCGGGCCCCAAGCCCCCCGCGCAGGGUCCAGGGCCCGGGGGGCAGAUGGCCCCACAGCAGCUCAACGGAGACGAUCCCACUGCUGCGAUGCAGCGGCAAGUUCACAAUCACCUUAUACAACAAGUUUUUUCACAGGGCAAGGCUGGCUUAGUUGGCCACAACAACCCGCUUGGAUUGGGUAGUUUAGGCAGCAAGAGUCCAAAUUUACAGUCUCCUCCCAACGUUUCCGUGUCGAAGGACAUGAUGGGUGGCAUGCACCCGCAACUAAUGCCAAAUACAAGUCAUCCAAAUCAACUACAUUCGACUAUGCCGAUGAACUCUAUUCAAGGUGGUAUGGUGGCAAAUGUAGGAGGCAAUAUGAUAGUGACUAAUAGUAAUAUGACCGGUGCUGGGAUGCUCGGGAGCGGCAUCAUCAACAACGUCAACAAACAGCUCCCGCUCAUGGGCAAUAACCAUCACGGGCCGCAGCACCAUCCACACGCACAGGCGAUGGGCAACGGCCCGCUAGGCGGGCGCGUGAACGCCCUGGCGCCGGCGAUGCGCGGUGCGCUGCCGCACCACGCCCGAAUGUCAGCGCCGAGCGGCGGGCACCCUAUCGCGCCGUACCACCCCGCGUACGGCACGUCGCCCGGCGCGCCCGGCGUGCAGCCGCAGCGGCCGCAGGGGCUGCGGUUCGGCGCGCCCGAGCAGCAGGGCGGCCAGGCGCCGCAGGCCGUGCCCCCCGCGCCCAGCCCGCAGACCCCCGGCGCGCCGGCCGGCGGGCAGAGCCAGCCGCAGGCCGCCACACAAGGCGCGGCGCCGCCCGGCCCCGGCGGCCCCCAACAGGCGCCCUCGGGCUCCAUCGCGGACCCAGAGAAGCGCAAGCUCAUCCAGCAACAAUUGGUGCUGCUGCUGCACGCGCACAAGUGCCAGCGGCGGGAGUCGCAGAACAACGGCGAGAUCUGGCAGUGCACGCUCCCCCACUGCAAGACCAUGAAGGGCGUGCUCAACCAUAUGAUGUCCUGUCAGGCUGGCAAAAACUGUGCAGUUCCUCACUGCUCUUCGUCUCGACAAAUCAUAAACCACUGGAAACACUGUAAUAAGAAUGACUGCCCAGUCUGCCUGCCCCUCAAACAGGCAGACCGGUCUAGAAAUAAUACACAAAUCAAUGCCGCGGCGUCGGCGGCGCCACCGGGGGUGACGGUGGGGGCGGGGGCGGGGGUGACGGUGGGCGCGGGGGCGGGGGCGGCGGCGGGCGCGGGCGCGCAGCCGGCGCCGGACAUGAAGCGCGCGUACGAGGCGCUGGGCAUCGCGUGCCCCACCAGCGUGGGCAUGUUCCCGCGCGCGCGCCUGCCCGGCCCGCGGCCGCCGCUGACCGACGUGCAGCCCGGCGGGCCCAUGCAGCCGCUGUUCCAGCACAGCAUGCCCGACUCCAUGCAGCACCAGCAGCUGAUGGGAGCCGGCACAAUCCAACUUCCCGGCGGGCCCGUCACCGCCAACCCCGUCUCUGGCACGAAGGAGUGGCACCAGUCUAUAACAGCCGAUCUCAGAAACCAUCUUGUUCAUAAACUGGUGCAAGCUAUCUUCCCAACGCCAGACCCCACAGCAAUGUUAGAUAAGAGAAUGCACAACCUAGUAGCGUACGCGAGGAAAGUCGAGGGCGACAUGUACGAGAUGGCCAGCACGCGCUCAGAGUACUACCACCUGCUGGCCGAGAAGAUAUACAAGAUACAGAAGGAGUUAGAAGAGAAGAGACAGAAGAGGAAGGAGCAGCAGCUGCAGGCGCAGCAGCAGCAGGGGCUGCAGCAGCCCGGCAUGCCUCCCGGUGGCAAGGUGAUGGCGGGCGCGCGGCCCUCGGGCCCCGGCGGGGUGGGCGCCGCGCAGGGCCCGGGCCCGGGCGCGGGCGCCGGCAUGCCGCGGGCGGGCGCGCCGCUCGGCAUGCGCAUCCCGUCGCCCGGCAUGGGCGGGCUGCUGGCGGGCGGCCGCAUGGCCUUCCCCGCCGCGCCGCCCGGGCCCUCGCCCGGCCUGCCGCCCACGCCCAACGGCGCGCAGCCCGGCAUGUCUCCCUUCCAGGCCAUGGCCUCGCCCGCGCCCUCCGCGCCCUCCGCCGCGCCGCCGUACGCGCCCCUCCAGACCAACGGGCCCGGCUCCGCGCUCGACCCCGCCCAGCAGCAGCACCAGGUGCAGCCCGACCAGGCUAAGAUGCGACUGUCGGGCGGGCCGGCCGCCAGCCCCUUCAUGAACCACGCGUUCGGGCGCGCGUCGCCGUCCCCCGGGCCGGGCGGCGCGGGCGCGGGCGCGCCGCCGCCCGCCACGCCCAGCACGCCGGCGCCGCCCACGCCCGCGCCGGCGCCCUCGCCGCCGCCCGAGCCGGCGCCCGCGCCCGCGCCCGCGCCCGACGUGCGCAUCAAGGACGAGCCCGCCGACCCCGACGUCGGCGGCAAGAACAUGCGCGACGAGCCCGCCGACUCCGCCGCCGCCAACUGCGCCCCGCCGCCGACCAAUGACACCUUCGCGCCCGUCAAGCAGGAGAUCAAGCAAGAGAUUAAGACGGAGAUUAAAGAGGAGCCCGUGGAAGCCACGAGCAGCGUGGAGCCGGCCAGCGGUCCGAAGCGCAUAUUCGUGUUCAAGCCCGAAGACCUGCGCCAAGCCCUCAUGCCGACGCUGGAGAAGAUGUUCCGCCUGGACGAGUCCUCGCCCUUCCGCCAGCCCGUGGACGCGCAGGCGCUCGGCAUCCCCGACUACUUCGACAUCGUCACCAAGCCCAUCGACCUGUCCACCAUCAAGAUGAAGCUCGACCGCGGCGAGUACAAGGACCCCUGGGAGUACGUGGACGACGUCUGGCUCAUGUUCGAUAACGCGUGGCUUUAUAAUAGGAAGAAUUCCAGGGUCUACAGAUACUGUACGAAGCUGUCAGAGGUGUUCGAGCAAGAGAUCGACCCGGUGAUGCAGAGCCUGGGCUACUGCUGCGGGCGGAAGUACACGUUCAACCCGCAGGUGCUGUGCUGCUACGGCAAGCAGCUCUGCACCAUCCCGAGGGACGCCAAGUACUUCAGCUACCAGAACAGUCUAAAAGCGUAUGGGGUUGUGUCCGAUAGAUACACCUUCUGCCAGAAAUGCUUCAACGACAUCCAGGGCGACACCGUCACGCUCGGCGACGAUCCCAUGCAGACGCAAACAGCGAUCAAAAAGGAUCAGUUCAAAGAGAUGAAGAACGACCACCUGGAACAAGAGCCGUUCGUCGUGUGCAUGGACUGCGGUCGCAAGCAGCACCAGAUCUGCGUGCUGCACCACGACUCCAUCUGGCCCCAGGGCUUCUGCUGUGAUAACUGCCUCAAGAAGAAGGGGGCGAAGAGAAAAGAUAACAAGUUCUGCGCGAAGAGGCUGCCCUCGUCCAAGCUCGGCCAGUAUAUAGAGACUAGAGUCAACAACUUCCUUAAGAAGAAAGAGGCCGGCUCGGGCGAGGUGCAUAUCAGGGUGGUUGCGUCGUCGGAUAAGGUGGUGGAGGUGAAGCCCGGCAUGCGCUCGCGGUUCGUGGACUCGGGCGAGCUGUGCGCCGAGUUCCCGUACCGGGCCAAGGCAUUGUUCGCAUUCGAGGAGGUCGACGGCGUCGACGUCUGCUUCUUUGGCAUGCAUGUCCAGGAAUACGGGAGCGAAAGUCCAUCACCGAACACGAGGCGUGUUUACAUAGCAUAUCUAGACUCGGUACACUUCUUCAACCCGCAGCAGUACCGGACGGCGGUGUACCACGAGAUACUAUUAGGUUACCUAGACUACGCCAAGCAGCUGGGCUACACCAUGGCCCACAUCUGGGCCUGCCCGCCCUCUGAGGGCGACGACUACAUUUUCCACUGCCAUCCGCCUGAGCAAAAAAUACCCAAACCCAAAAGACUACAGGAGUGGUACAAGAAAAUGUUAGACAAGGGUAUUAUAGAGAGGAUAAUUUUAGACUACAAAGAUAUACUUAAGCAAGCGAUGGAGGACAACAUCUCGUCGGCGGCGGAACUGCCGUAUUUCGAAGGGGACUUCUGGCCCAAUGUGCUGGAGGAGUCCAUCAAGGAGCUGGACCAGGAGGAGGAGGAGAAGAGAAAACAGGCUGAAGCCGCUGAGGCAGUGAUAUUCCAGUCGUCGGAGGACAACGAAGCGGGUCCCGACGGCAAGAAGAAGGGCCAGAAGAAAGCCAAGAAGUCAAACAAAUCGAAGGCGGCGCAGAGGAAGAACAGCAAGAAGCAGAGCGACCAGCAGCAGGGGAGCGACCUCAGUGCGAAGAUAUUCGCGACGAUGGAGAAACACAAAGAGGUGUUCUUCGUCAUUAGGCUACAUUCCGCGCAGUCCGCUGCCAGCUUAGCGCCGAUCGGGGACCCCGACCCGCUGGUGAACUGCGACCUGAUGGACGGGCGCGACGCCUUCCUCACCAUGGCGCGCGACCGCCACUACGAGUUCUCCUCCACCCGCCGCGCGCGCUUCUCCACGCUCUGCAUGCUCUACGAGCUGCACAACCAGGGCCAGGACAAGUUCGUCUACACCUGCAACUCCUGCAAGUCCCACGUCGAGACGCGCUACCACUGCACCGUCUGCGACGACUUCGACCUCUGCGUGCCCUGCUACGAGAAGGAGGGCCACCCGCACCGCAUGGAGAAGCUCGGCCUCGACAUCGACGUGGGCUCCUCCCCCGGCGACAUGAAGCAGGCCAACCCGCAGGAGGCGCGCAAGCUCUCCAUCCAGCGCUGCAUCCAGUCGCUCGUGCACGCGUGCCAGUGCCGCGACGCCAACUGCCGCCUGCCCUCGUGCCAGAAGAUGAAGCGCGUCGUCGCGCACACCAAGAUCUGCAAGCGGAAGACGAAGGGCGACUGCCCGAUCUGCAAGCAGCUCAUCGCGCUGUGCUGCUACCACGCGAAACACUGUCAGGAGACCAAGUGCUCGGUGCCGUUCUGCUCGAGCAUCAAGCAGAAGCUGAAGCAGCAGCAGGUGCAGCAGCGCGUGCAGCAGCAGCAGCUGCUGCGGCGGCGCAUGGCGGCCAUGAACACGCGCGGCAUGCCCGCGGCCGGCCCCAGCCCGCCGCCCGCGCCGGCGCUGGGCUCGCCGCCGCCCUCCAAGCCCGCGCCGCACGCGCUGCCGCACAACGUGCAGAAGGCGCUCCAGCAGGUGCAGGAAGAGGCGGCGCGGCAGCAGGCGCCGUCGUACGGCAAGCAGGCGGCCGUGGGCGCGGUGCGCGGCGCCGACUGGGCCGCGCGCUACCGCGCCGGCGCGCCGCCGCCGCUGCACCACCCGCUGCACCCGCGCCACGUGCACCCGCCCGUGCACCACCACCCCGCCGCCGCCGCCGCGCUGCAGCAGCACCAGCACCUCGCCUCGCUGCAGCACCACACGCCGCUGCAGGUACGUCACAGGAACCCGCCGCCUACUGGGCCGCGCGCUACCGCGCCGGCGCGCCGCCGCCGCUGCACCACCCGCUGCACCCGCGCCACGUGCACCCGCCCGUGCACCACCACCCCGCCGCCGCCGCCGCGCUGCAGCAGCACCAGCACCUCGCCUCGCUGCAGCACCACACGCCGCUGCAGGUACGUCACAGGAACCCGCCGCCUACUGGGCCGCGCGCUACCGCGCCGGCGCGCCGCCGCCGCUGCACCACCCGCUGCACCCGCGCCACGUGCACCCGCCCGUGCACCACCACCCCGCCGCCGCCGCCGCGCUGCAGCAGCACCAGCACCUCGCCUCGCUGCAGCACCACACGCCGCUGCAGGUACGUCACAGGAACCCGCCGCCUACUGGGCCGCGCGCUACCGCGCCGGCGCGCCGCCGCCGCUGCACCACCCGCUGCACCCGCGCCACGUGCACCCGCCCGUGCACCACCACCCCGCCGCCGCCGCCGCGCUGCAGCAGCACCAGCACCUCGCCUCGCUGCAGCACCACACGCCGCUGCAGGUACGUCACAGGAACCCGCCGCCUACUGGGCCGCGCGCUACCGCGCCGGCGCGCCGCCGCCGCUGCACCACCCGCUGCACCCGCGCCACGUGCACCCGCCCGUGCACCACCACCCCGCCGCCGCCGCCGCGCUGCAGCAGCACCAGCACCUCGCCUCGCUGCAGCACCACACGCCGCUGCAGGUACGUCACAGGAACCCGCCGCCUACUGGGCCGCGCGCUACCGCGCCGGCGCGCCGCCGCCGCUGCACCACCCGCUGCACCCGCGCCACGUGCACCCGCCCGUGCACCACCACCCCGCCGCCGCCGCCGCGCUGCAGCAGCACCAGCACCUCGCCUCGCUGCAGCACCACACGCCGCUGCAGGUACGUCACAGGAACCCGCCGCCUACUGGGCCGCGCGCUACCGCGCCGGCGCGCCGCCGCCGCUGCACCACCCGCUGCACCCGCGCCACGUGCACCCGCCCGUGCACCACCACCCCGCCGCCGCCGCCGCGCUGCAGCAGCACCAGCACCUCGCCUCGCUGCAGCACCACACGCCGCUGCAGGUACGUCACAGGAACCCGCCGCCUACUGGGCCGCGCGCUACCGCGCCGGCGCGCCGCCGCCGCUGCACCACCCGCUGCACCCGCGCCACGUGCACCCGCCCGUGCACCACCACCCCGCCGCCGCCGCCGCGCUGCAGCAGCACCAGCACCUCGCCUCGCUGCAGCACCACACGCCGCUGCAGGUACGUCACAGGAACCCGCCGCCUACUGGGCCGCGCGCUACCGCGCCGGCGCGCCGCCGCCGCUGCACCACCCGCUGCACCCGCGCCACGUGCACCCGCCCGUGCACCACCACCCCGCCGCCGCCGCCGCGCUGCAGCAGCACCAGCACCUCGCCUCGCUGCAGCACCACACGCCGCUGCAGGUACGUCACAGGAACCCGCCGCCUACUGGGCCGCGCGCUACCGCGCCGGCGCGCCGCCGCCGCUGCACCACCCGCUGCACCCGCGCCACGUGCACCCGCCCGUGCACCACCACCCCGCCGCCGCCGCCGCGCUGCAGCAGCACCAGCACCUCGCCUCGCUGCAGCACCACACGCCGCUGCAGGUACGUCACAGGAACCCGCCGCCUACUGGGCCGCGCGCUACCGCGCCGGCGCGCCGCCGCCGCUGCACCACCCGCUGCACCCGCGCCACGUGCACCCGCCCGUGCACCACCACCCCGCCGCCGCCGCCGCGCUGCAGCAGCACCAGCACCUCGCCUCGCUGCAGCACCACACGCCGCUGCAGGUACGUCACAGGAACCCGCCGCCUACUGGGCCGCGCGCUACCGCGCCGGCGCGCCGCCGCCGCUGCACCACCCGCUGCACCCGCGCCACGUGCACCCGCCCGUGCACCACCACCCCGCCGCCGCCGCCGCGCUGCAGCAGCACCAGCACCUCGCCUCGCUGCAGCACCACACGCCGCUGCAGGUACGUCACAGGAACCCGCCGCCUACUGGGCCGCGCGCUACCGCGCCGGCGCGCCGCCGCCGCUGCACCACCCGCUGCACCCGCGCCACGUGCACCCGCCCGUGCACCACCACCCCGCCGCCGCCGCCGCGCUGCAGCAGCACCAGCACCUCGCCUCGCUGCAGCACCACACGCCGCUGCAGGUACGUCACAGGAACCCGCCGCCUACUGGGCCGCGCGCUACCGCGCCGGCGCGCCGCCGCCGCUGCACCACCCGCUGCACCCGCGCCACGUGCACCCGCCCGUGCACCACCACCCCGCCGCCGCCGCCGCGCUGCAGCAGCACCAGCACCUCGCCUCGCUGCAGCACCACACGCCGCUGCAGGUACGUCACAGGAACCCGCCGCCUACUGGGCCGCGCGCUACCGCGCCGGCGCGCCGCCGCCGCUGCACCACCCGCUGCACCCGCGCCACGUGCACCCGCCCGUGCACCACCACCCCGCCGCCGCCGCCGCGCUGCAGCAGCACCAGCACCUCGCCUCGCUGCAGCACCACACGCCGCUGCAGCAACAAACACAACAGCAGCAGCAACAGCAAGCGCAGCAGCAGCAAGUCCAGCAGCAGCAACAGCAGCAGCAGCAGCAGCAAGUGCAGCAGCAGGCGGCGGCGGCGCGGGCGGGCGCGGCGGCGGGCGCGGGCGCGGGCGCGGCGCCGCAGAUGCACCAGAAGGCGCUGCAGCAGCUCAUGGCCACGCUGCGCUCGCCCACCAGCCACAACCAGCAGCAGGAGAUCCUGCAGAUACUCAAGUCCAACCCGCCGCUCAUGGCCGCCUUCAUCAAGCAGCGACAGAACGCCCAGAACCAGCAAGCGGCUGGGAACGUGGGCAACGUGAGCGGCGUCGGCGUUGGCGUCGGCGUCGGCGUGGGCGGCGGCGUCGGCGUGGGCGGCGGCGGCGUAGGCGUCGGCGCGCUCGGCGUCGGCGCGCAGCAGCCGCUGCAGCACAUGAUGCAGCAGCCGCGCAUGCAGCCCAUGCAUCAGAUGCUGCCCCAGCAAGGACAGGUGGGCGGCAUGGGGCCGGGGCUGGCGCACGGCGCGGGCUGGCUGCGGGCGGGGGGGGGGGGGGUGGCGCCAGCAGCAGCGCGGCCGUACGGCGUGCGGCACGGCGCGCGCUACUUCGGCGCGGGCGCGCUGCCGCGCUCGCCGCCCGCGUCGUCGCCGCGGCCGGCGGGCGAGCUGCUGCUGCUGCGGCAGUCGCCCGCGCCGCCGCCGCCGCUGCCGCCGGACGACCAGCUGCCGCCCAUGACGCCGCAGGACCAGCUGACCAAGUUCGUCGAACAGUUGUAGUGUACAUAGUGCCGCGCCCUGUAAAUAUAGCCCGCGCCCGCCCGCCCUAUUUAUUUACGAUACGAUUAUCGUUAGCGACGACUAAAUUAAGUAUUAUGAACGAAUCGAGCGCUCAAUGUACAAAUUGUAAAUAUGAGAGGAGUACACGUGUCCGCUUCUAAUUAAUGUAAGUUGUUCGUAGUGUAGGUACAUUAUGAUACUUAUUCUGUUUAUUGUAAUUAAAUCAUUUUAUAAUAUAAUUAUGUGAUCAUUAUAAA
Cydia pomonella (codling moth) is the source of this 9597-nucleotide messenger RNA. RefSeq names its product CREB-binding protein-like (gene nej). Gene Ontology annotation, biological process: positive regulation of transcription by RNA polymerase II. Bases 484 to 9501 code for a protein of 3005 amino acids. The transcript is spliced from 24 exons. Gene Ontology annotation, cellular component: histone acetyltransferase complex; transcription regulator complex. Lineage: Eukaryota; Metazoa; Arthropoda; Insecta; Lepidoptera; Tortricidae. Gene Ontology annotation, molecular function: histone acetyltransferase activity; zinc ion binding; chromatin DNA binding. The record is from RefSeq and is a predicted model, not a curated record.